Messenger RNA from Triticum aestivum (bread wheat), 468 nucleotides. RefSeq names its product acyltransferase-like protein At3g26840, chloroplastic. The transcript is spliced from 2 exons. The coding region runs from base 7 to 324 and encodes 105 amino acids. Lineage: Eukaryota; Viridiplantae; Streptophyta; Magnoliopsida; Poales; Poaceae. The record is from RefSeq and is a predicted model, not a curated record. Gene Ontology annotation, cellular component: membrane.
AGGGAGAUGAUGCGGGCCUACAGUAAGCAUCUGAAGCUAAGGGAUGCCAAGCACGAGGUGAUCUUCCCGGGCGUGUGCCUAAAGAUCCCGGGCCGGUUCUACUACCGGUUUGGGAAGCCGAUCCUGAUGCGGGAGAGGCAGGACGUCCUCACCGACCGGCACGCGGCGACGGACCUCUACACGCACAUCAAGUCGGAGGUGCAAGGCAUCAUCUCCUACCUGCUGGAUAAGCGGGAGGAGGACGAGUACAGGAAGAUCUCGCGGAGGCUCAUGUUCAUGGCUUCCCAGGGGUUCGACACCCAAGUUCCGUCGUUCGAUCCUUGACAUACACUAGUUGCCACAUGGAAUGAGAAUGUAGCUACCGAAUAUUCAUUUUUCGACCUUUGAUCAGACAUUUAUGCAGAAUAAUGCUUUGUAAUUUGUGAAGCUGAAUUUUCAGCAUUACUGUUCAAAAAUUAAAUUCGUGUC